Lates calcarifer (barramundi perch) is the source of this 6043-nucleotide messenger RNA. RefSeq names its product CAP-GLY domain containing linker protein 2 (gene clip2). The record is from RefSeq and is a predicted model, not a curated record. Gene Ontology annotation, cellular component: cytoplasm; microtubule plus-end; nucleus. Lineage: Eukaryota; Metazoa; Chordata; Actinopteri; Centropomidae. Gene Ontology annotation, biological process: cytoplasmic microtubule organization. Gene Ontology annotation, molecular function: microtubule plus-end binding.
AAACAUUGUUUUGUGGAUUUUAUAGAUGCCGAAUAAAAAGAUAGUACCAAUAAUUGGAAACGGUAGUGACUCAUCCUGUGUGAGUCAUCUAUGUUGACCGACAAGCAAGGGCGAGUUUAAAACCCCAUAGUUUCAAACGCAGUACGUCACGGAGAUGAGCUAGACUACUCUCAUCUUUCCCACAGGAGGCUCUGCCUCCCAACCCCUUUGUUCAGUCUAGCCGGUGGGUUGAGUCAGAGGGAGGCUGUGCUAGCCCAACAAACCCAUACCACUGUGGGAAACCCGUCAAGACCCAGGAGAGGCCGAAAACAUAUCUAAGGUUAUCUCUAGGAGUCCAAACCGAGACUGAUAGCGUGUUUAACCAGAGGCAGACAACAGAAAAGUUGGUAUUGAGUGUUGCUGAUGCUGCGUUUCAUUUCGGAAACCGUCAGGAGCUGUGUGCCAGUGGUCGGAUACUAAAACAACGAUACAUGUCGAUUAUCUUCUUGCUGCUGCUGCUUGAGCUAUAUCCAGAAAAAUAAUGAACCGGCAGGCUAACCACUGAACCGUCGCCGGUCUAUUGCUGCUGAUAGUGUGCAGUUGUUGCCAUCAUCCACUGAUCCACGCUGGCUCUCCUUUCAGUUUCUGCUCAGCAUCCAUAUUUGCAUCCCAGGGAGUGGCAACCACUAAUCCUCCUUAUUCAGGCAAGAAAUUGAAAGUUGGCCGGUUGUCGGACACCCCACGGACGCUUUAAUUUCACACAGGAAGCUAAACAUGGAGAGCGACAGCCACCACUCCCGCAUUUAGUGCCUGAUCCACAAGCCUUCAUCACCCAGGGAGGAGCUCUCAGGUCCCAGCCAUCUCUCCCUACCACUGUAGAAUGAAUAUGCUCAAGUCCAGUGGACUGAAAAUCCCUGGCCGUGGGCCCAAGCAUUCCAGCCCAGUGGGAAGGACCUCGGCGGGUGGAACGUCCAGCCCCGUUGUCCCUAAAGACAGCACCCCACUGAAGCCCACCACACCGACUAAAAUCUCUGAAGAGGGCGAUGAUGUACUGGGGGACUACACAGUGGGUGAACAGGUCUGGGUCAACGGCGUCAAACCAGGAGUUAUUGCCUACCUAGGGGAGACCCAGUUUGCCCCGGGACAGUGGGCAGGCGUGAUACUGAAUGACCUAGUUGGCAAAAACGAUGGUUCAGUGGGUGGCGUGCGCUACUUUGAGUGCCAGCCCCUCCAGGGCAUCUUCACGCGACCCUCCAAGCUCACCCGACAGCCGGUCGGCGAGGGGAGCGACAGCCACUCCACUGACUCGCUCUCUACCCAGAAUCAGACUCAGCAGGGUGGCAGCGGCGCCCCCCCUGGCCAGCGGGUGGUAGUGCCACUCAGAGAGGGCCUGCUCAACAGCGCUGUGAAAACAGGCAACGAGUCAGGGUCCAACAUGUCUGACAGCGGGUCAGUAAAGAAAGGUGGAGAUAAGGACCUACGAGUGGGAGAUCGAGUUCUGGUCGGAGGCUCAAAGAUGGGAGUCAUACGCUAUAUGGGAGAGACAGACUUCGCCAAGGGUGAAUGGUGUGGGGUUGAGCUAGAUGAACCCCUGGGGAAGAAUGAUGGAGCAGUAGCUGGUACAAGAUACUUUCAGUGUCUUCCCAAGUUUGGCCUGUUCGCUCCGAUCCACAAGGUGAUCCGCAUCGGCUUCCCCUCCACCAGCCCGGCCAAGGCUAAGAAGAGCAAGCGGGUGGCCAUGGGGGUUUCCUCUCUGGCCCACAGCCCCAGCAGCUCCUCCAUCAGUUCAGUCAGCUCGGUGGCCUCCUCCGUGGGUGGACGACCGAGCCGAGCUGGACUGCUGACAGAGACAUCAUCACGCUACGCCCGGAAGAUCUCUGGCACCACCGCGCUCCAGGAAGCCCUGAAGGAGAAGCAGCAGCACAUCGAGCAGCUGCUGGCAGAGAGGGACCUGGAGCGAGCCGAGAUGGCCAAGGCCACCAGCCACAUCUGCGAGGUGGAGAAGGAGCUGAGCGUCCUCAAGGCGCAGCACAUGCAGUAUGUAACAGAGAAUGAGAGCACGCUUCAGCAGGUCAAAGCCCUGCUGGCCAGCACACAGAAAGACAAACUAGAACUGGCCAAUCAGCUCGAAGAAGAGAAAAGGAAAGUGGAGGACCUCCAGUUCAGAGUAGAGGAGGAAUCCAUCACCAAAGGAGACCUGGAGACACAGACGAAAUUGGAACAUGCCCAUAUUCGUCAGCUUGAGCAGAGCCUGCUCCUCGAAAAGUCGAGAGCAGAGACACUUCAGAAAGAAUUAGAGAGGAGGAGGCAAACCACAGUUGAAGAGCAGAGUCGUAUCAUGCAGCUGGAGGAGGAGCUCACCCUCAGAAGAGCUGAGAUCAAGAACCUGCAGGCUCAACUCAAAGGCUCUGACCCGGGCUCGCAGCAGACCAACGACAGUGACGCAGGCCCCGGGUCCGACGCUGAGCCGGAGACCGUCCUCCUGCGCGAGCAGCUGCUGACAGUGGGUCGUGAGCACUACAAGGAGAGCAGCGAGCUGAAAGAGAAGUACGAGACGGCACUAGCAGCGAGCCAGCAGGAGAUAGACUCACUGAAGGCGGUGGUGGAUAAACAGAACCAGGAGAUCAAUGAGUCGAAGCAGAAAGUCCAACAGGCUACCAAGGAAAACAUGGAAAUGAUGGACACCUGGAAGGCUAAAUUUGACACUUUAGUGAGUGAUCACCAGCGAUCCUUAGAGGAGCUGAAGGCCUCAUUGAGUAGUGAUCAUGCUGCUCCAGAAGGCCAAGAGCAGGACACGCAGGAGCUGAGAGCCACUCUGGAGAGCCUGAAGAUGGAGCACCAGCUGGAGAUGGAGAAUCUCAAGGCCAAACAUAAGAUCGAAGCUGCGAUUCUGACCAAGGAACGCGAGGACCUCUGCACUCGUCUCCAGGAGGCCAAAGACCAGCUGGCCGAGGGCAACCAGACGACGAGGGCCGAGGUGGAGGCCAAGAGCGGCAAGCAGGCCCUGGAGGAGGCGACUGAUCAGCUACAGAAGGCGGAGCAGAGGCUGGCAGAGAUGGAGAAGCUUCAGAUGGAGAAGGAUAGAAGCACAGAGGAGCUGAGAGAGAGACUGGAGCUGUCCGAGAAGAAGAUGACGGACUACCAGGCCCUGCAGAAAGCCCAGGCAGAGAGCCGGGAGGAGAUCCAGAAACUGGAAGAGAAGCUGAGGGUGACGGCAAACCAGCUCCAGGCCAUCCAGGCAGACCGCUACACGUCCCAUGAUGCAAAUGUGAUAGAGGAUAAUGAAAUCUCAGAUGAGAAGAUGAAGCUAAAACAGAAUAUUGAAGAAACAAUGGAGAAGUUGUUGAAAAGGGAAAAAGAGGUCUCUACUCUCACAUCCCAGGUCGAGGCCCUCAAAUCACAGAUCGGAGCACUGGAGGGCAAAGUUCGGUCAGAGAAGAAAGCCGAGGCCCUGGCCAAGGACAAGAUGCGCGUUGAGGCAGAGCUGGAGUCCAUGACCAAGAAGUCCCAUGAUGCCUCUGGGCAGCUGGUCAGCAUCAGCCAGGAGCUACUGAAGAAAGAGAGGAGUCUGAAUGAACUGAGGGUGUUGCUCCUGGAAUCACAUCGCCACUCACGGGAUAUGGAGAAAGACCUGAACCGAGAAGUGCACAAGGCCGAGUGGAAGGUGAAGGAGCAGAAACUCCAGGACGACAUCAAGACCCUGCGAGAAAAACUGCUCCUACUGGGUCGGGAACGGUCCUCACCUGACCACCGGCGCUACUCUAUGCUGGAUCCCUCGGCUCUGGACUCGGAGGUGAACCGCCUGCGCCAGCGGCUGCUCAGCACAGAGGAGGCCCUGAGGAACGCCCUGGAACACAACCAGCAAGUCGACCAGCUGGUUCAAGCCAUGCGCAGGCAUCCAGAUAAAAGCCCGGUGCAUGGAGCAAAUUCAGCCAAUGGAAUUCAUCAUCAGGAGUCAGACAGUACUCAAGAUGAACAACACUGAUAGAAGCAGAAGAGCUGAACUGAGACGUGCCGAGGUACAUCUUAGAAGGAAAAGCUCGUCCGACAUUUCUCCUGAUCCCACGACAGACACCUGAAGAACAUUUCAGUUUACAGUUAAAAACCAAAACAGCGAAUCUCUAUCUCCAGUGAAUUUAUGUGUUGUUGCAGAAAGCACCUAUUAGCCAAUCAUGAAGACCGCUUAAAGUACUAUAAAAUAUAAUCAGGAAAUGGGACAUGGACAUGAAGAGAUUAUCGGUACAACUGCUGAUAACAUACAGUAUGGCAACUUUUGAUGCUUUACAGUAGUUAGAAAGUUUGAAUCCACAAGUUGCCAGGAACUCUUUGACAAUUCAGAAUUUUGAUCCAGAGAGCAAAACAGCUGAUGGACAACGAUGUGAAGGACUAAAGAACUGGGUCUCAGUUGCUUUGUUUUAUUUAUUACUUUUACUUUUGCUCCUCCGCUUUGUAAUAAUCAUCUGUACUGUAGGUGAGCUGUCUUGGCCAGUGACACACAGAGCAACUCUUGAAGGAUGACGCUGACAGCACUGAGGGAGUUUGACCAAUGUGUCACCUUUCUCUAAACCUGAUGAGAGGACUGGUAGCACAUUCACCACGGUUAGCCCCUUCUCCAGUGUUCACACUCAUGCUUCAGUGCUCAUUUGUGGCUGAUCAGCAUCCUUGGAAGUAUUAAAAACUAAUACUCCAACCUAAUAUCUGUCGGUUGAAUAUAAAACAACAUGAUCUCCUCUCUCCGUCCAUGUGCUGAGUGUGCUGCAAACACUAGCUCUUUGCCAAAAUAUGACUAAAUACAUUGAUCUUCAAGUACAUCCUCUUUUGAUACACUGAAGGACAGUUUUUAAGCAGUCCGUAAUUUGUUUUUCAUGGUUUUUUGUGGCCUUGGCCUUUUUUUCUUUUUUGAAGUCGGUUACAAAAAGUGCAACAACCCUGUGCUGUCGGCAACUCCUUGAAAUAUCCCGAAUAAAAGUCUUCAUUAAGUAACUGAUCACGGACAAGGUGUCAUGAUAUUAAAAUAAAAAGGUGGAGAAAGUGAAAGGAUGGUACAAAACAGUGUUAAUCCCUCUGCCAUCCUCUAAGAGCAUCACAUUUAGAACAGCACUUAAACUGCUGACUGGAAAAUACAUGAAUCAGCCAUUCAGCCUUAGAGCAGAUAUCAUUUCUAUGUGCUUCAUCAACAAUUAAUUACUUACUGUAUUCUAGAUCAUCCAGAGAUGCAUCAGGACAGAGUUGUCUGUUACAGGACUGACCGUGAUGAUCUCAGUACCACUCCUCUCUUCAGGUGUUGGCUAAGGUGGCUGUACUGGGCCAAGCUCCCUGAAAAGUAGUCGUUUUUAGCCGUUGCACAUCAGCGGACUCCCUGCUGGGACUGAAGAGUGACAUUAACGAACGUGGGAGGCCUGCUGAAUUCAGCUCUGAGUGAUGUUACAGUAUGCUUAUAGAAUGAAUAUAGUGAAUUAUUCCAGACUUUUUUGUUCACUAAAUCUCUGUCUGACCCUGUUCCAGUACACCUCUUACUCUGUCAGUAAUGGUCAGCUAUUUCAUUUACUGUGGACUAUGUAUCAAUACAGACUCCAUCCGUGCAUUAGUAUUAAUUAACUAUAUACACAGUACGACGUAACGGCCCUAUUUGAUGAAUCAGAAUGACCCUGGAUUUCUUUACUGACCUUUUGUUAAGUCUGCUUGAAGGGCUGUCACAGGAGCUAAACCCCAAACAAUGGAUUUAAGAUGUUCCACUCAUCCUUCCCCAGGACAACAUCUGGAUUUCAUUUACAAAAAUGUUAUUGACAUAUAUAGAAUUUAUACUGUAAGUCUUCCAAAUCUUGUUUUAUCCAUCUGUCGACUGAACAAAAAGAUCCUGUUUGUAGCUGGAGGUGAGUGGUGUACAAAGCUUGGAGUAGUGUCUCCUGAGCAAAAUAUGCAGGGCAGGCACUGGUCAGCUCAGACAAAAACCUAAAUUUUCCAUUGGAUAUUGUACAUGGCCUUUUUAGCUGGAGGGUUCAUACCCUUUGGAUUAUUGCUGCAAUGGUUUCGGAGAUUGAGUCAUUAAAUAUUAACAAUGUGG